CACAUGGAUAUUAGUCACACAUUUGAUUGUAAUUUUUCUUUGUUAUCGCUAGUCUGCAUUGUCAAAUAAUAUCUCAUAUACUGCGUUUUAUACAUUUCUCUGACAAAACAAACGGACAGACUGGUCACAAAAUAAUCAAAGGACGAACAUAACCAUUCUACGUUUCAAACUUGAAAUGUCACUAUCUUGGAAGUCCCCUCAAUCUCAUGAAUCAGAAAAUGACAAGAAUAAUGUGAGCAGAAAAUCAGUUAUCUUAAGUUUAUUGAGUCCAAACAAAGGAAGAUUAUUUGGAAGCAAUACGUCCAUCGCUGAUAUGCCCUGUAGCGUACACUUGUUGGAUGAUCGUUGCAUGUCCGUUUCAGUAUCAAAUAAAGCAUUUGGAAGAUGUUUACUUGAAGUUGUUUGUGAACGUCUUGAUGUUCUUCCAUAUAUAUCCUAUUUUGGACUUCGUUAUUCUGACAAUAAUGGUAUGAAUCAAUGGAUCAAUUUAAAUGACAAAAUUAGUAAACAGCUUAAAGAAGUUAAAAAUUCCACGUUUGGUUUUCGAUUUAUUUAUUAUCCAAACAAUCCAUUGGCGUGUUUCCCUAAUGAAACAAUUCGUUAUUUACUUUUCCUUCAGUUGAGAAGGGAUUUUUAUGUUGGUCGUUUAAGAGCACAAGCAAUGAAGAUUUAUGAAUUAGCAGCAUAUGCUAUACAAGCUGAACAUGGUCUCAAGGAGAUUCCUCAAGGUUUUGACGUGGAUACUAUUCCUGGUGGUAUGCGUGUCCUUCCUCAACUAACAAAACCUAUUGUACGGCGAAUCAAAAAUCAGCUUGAACAAAUCAUUGGCAUGUCUAAAUCUGAAGCUGUGGAAAAAUUCAUCGAUGAAGCGUCAAAAAUUGAAACCUAUGGCAUGGAACCUUUUCAGGUGCAAGAUCAACGCCAAAAUGGUUUAUGUAUUGGAUUUAAUUAUAAAGGUAUUUCUAUAUUCAAGGAUGGUUGCAGUAUCAAUGUGUUUGAAUGGGCAUUUAUCAAAAACAUUUAUCCAGAAAAAAAGAAUUUGGUUUUAGUCGUUAGUGGAAAACCGUCAGAGGAUGACAGAGAUCUUGUUCUCGGGUUCAAAUGUAAAUCGCCUUCAGAAGCCAAAACUUUAUGCUUACGAGCACUCAACUGUAAAACAUUCAAAGAAGUACAAUUACAGGAGAUGUCUCUUAUUCCUCGACCUUUUAGAACAUCUAACAUUUUAGCUUAUCGACCAUCAGAAAUUAUUAAUCAAGAUUCUUUAAGUGACUCUUCUGAUAGUUCACAGUAUGCUUCACUAAAAUGUAAAUAUACUCCAACUGUAAAUAUUCAAACAGAUGUAACAACAGCAGCAACAACAACAACAACAAUGGCAACAAAAAAAUCACAUAAGAAUUCAACUAGUUCAGAAGCAAGUGAAAAUACAGCAUGGCCAAUUGAUUUUACAGCAUUCGUUGGAAAAGAAUGUAUUGCUAAUAAUGAUGUUAAUCAAGACAAUACUAAUCAAAAUAAUGAUGAUCAAACACAUAGAAUAAAUAUAUCAUAUUUAGAUCCCCCAUCAAAACCGGUGAAUAGAGUAAGUCCACGAACUAGUUUUGGCGGAAGUAUGGACUUACCUAUACCAAGUGAAAAAAAACUACAAGUUUCUGAGUUAUCAUGGAAAUCUAAACCGGUUCAUCGGUUAGUUAAUUCAUCUUCUAUCAAUGUGAACAAUGAAGAUGAUAAGUAACCAAAUUUAUCUCAGUUGAAUAUUAUCAAUUAUUAAUAAUAUCAAGUACAAUGAAUAGUAUAUUCUUUUCUCUCCUAUUCUUUUGACAACUAUUAAAAUAAACAAAAAAUAUAACUACCGAUGAAUUAUACAUCACUUUUGAGUGAUUCAUUACUAUUAUUAUUAUUAUCAACAUCAACAUCAUGAAUAUUAUCUAAUAUGAUAAUGAAUCUGAAUGGAUGUAUUCAGUUCUUUGUUUUUUUUCUUCUAAUCAUUAUCGUAAUUUGAUAGUGUAUAUUCAUGUAUUCAUGUAAUUUGUUUUCUCUUCAAUCAUUCACUAUUAUGAAUUCAUAUUAAAAGAACAAUAAAAGUAAACAAAAAAGAAAAGAAAAUAUGAAUUCCAUAGAUUUAUGUCUUUCAUAAUGUAUAUUGUAAAAAAAAAGAACAUAGUUCGUUUUAUUCCUUAUUUUAUUCUCGUCUUCAUUUUUUUUUCUCUCUUCCAAUUUCUACUACACAUUGUAUCACUUAAUGUAAAGAUUUAAAGUAAAGCAGACAAAUGAAAUGAAUUAAUUUUAUAUAGUUUUAUUGUUUACUAAUAGUAAUAAGGAUAAUAUUGUUUUCUUUUUUGGAUUUUCAUUUGUUUGUUUACUCGUUUAGUCUCUUUUUUUUUGUUUUUCCUUUUUUUUCUCUCUCUAUUUCAUAUGAUUAAUUGAAUGAAAAACAAACUAUUUUGUUAUGUCAUAACAUGAUUGAAGAUUUUUCAAUUCAAUUAUCAGAUUUAAAUAAUAAUCUUAGAAAGAAGUAAUUUAUUUUGAUUAUUAAAAUGAUUCGUUAUUAGUUGAGCAAAAAUAGACUAAUUAACAUCAUGUAUUACUGAAGAACAAUAUUAGUAACUAUGCCAUGAUUAUUAAUAUUAUUAUUAAUAGUCGAUUAUUUGCACGUUACUUAUUUUUGGAAAUUUCUUUUCAGUUGAUGAAUUUUUUCUUAUUUUUUGUCUACAUUUUAUUUAUUCUUUUAUUCUACCUUUUGAAAUUCAAUUCUUAUUUGUAUAUUCCAUUUUGUUUUGUCAAUUCAAGGAUGUUGCUUAUUAUUAUUACCUGUUUGGAUAACAAUAUGUAAUUGGUAAAAAGAAGGGGUGAGGGUGGUGAGGGGUGGAUGAGAUGAGAUGGAUAUACUUGUUUAUCAUUACCUGUCUAUUUAUUAUGUUUUAGGUGUAAUACAUUGGUUGAUUUUAUUGUUUUUAUUCUGUGUUGUGUAAAUGAUAAAUAGAUUGUAUAAAAAUAUAUAUGAAAUGAUGUUUUUUUUCAUUGAA
Messenger RNA from Schistosoma guineensis, 3020 nucleotides. The record is from the annotation of a GenBank genome assembly. NCBI's taxonomy places the organism in Eukaryota, Metazoa, Platyhelminthes, Trematoda, Strigeidida, Schistosomatidae.